AUGGUCCGCGGCUAUCUGAUUGGAUGGGGAAUAAAUAUUCCGGAUGUGGACCAGGUGAAAGUGCCGGCCAACCUCAGGUUUUAUACAAUAGCGAAUUUGAAACCUGGACGUGACUAUGUGAUUUCGUUACGAGCCUAUAACGUUAUGGGAAACGGUUUUCCGAUCUACGAGACGAUACGCACACUAUCGCCGGAUACGAAGUCUGGAAUGUGGCAGCAAAAUAGUGAAGGUUCCGGGCCCAGUGAAACACCGGUCGGCGUCCGAGCUCUAACGCUUUCAUCCUCAGCGAUCAAAGUUACGUGGACAGAUGAUGAACUGGAAGUACCGUAUUCGAGGCAGUAUACCGUGCGAUAUAGUUCCAGUGCGGAGAACGGCGGACAGCAACGCUACGUGAAUACCUCAGAAUCAGAAGUAGUUAUUGAGGGAUUACGGCCGAAUACACAAUACGAAUUUGCAGUGAAGGUCAACGCCGGGAAGUGA
Messenger RNA from Gongylonema pulchrum, 480 nucleotides. The record is from the annotation of a GenBank genome assembly. Lineage: Eukaryota; Metazoa; Nematoda; Chromadorea; Rhabditida; Gongylonematidae.